AGCUGUUGCCAAGUACCUCCAAAACUUGUUUGAUUUGGAAGCAGAGCGUGGAAGGAAGGUUCUUCCAGUGGACAACCUGCUAGUUGGUAAAACUCGUAAGGAGGCAUCAAGGAUGUUUUUUGAAGCAUUGGUACUUAAAACAAGAGAUUACAUCCAUGUAGAACAGGAGAAUCCCUUUGACACCAUUAAUAUAAAGCCUGGAGUGAAGCUUUUGAAAUCCUGUUUUUGA
Molecule: messenger RNA, 229 nt
Organism: Ilex paraguariensis (yerba mate)
Lineage: Eukaryota; Viridiplantae; Streptophyta; Magnoliopsida; Aquifoliales; Aquifoliaceae
Source: the annotation of a GenBank genome assembly